AUGGAAUCGAAGUCGCGAAUCAAGCUCGCCGUGCUCGAUGACUACCAUGGCAUAGCAUCCAAGCAUUUUGCUCACAUUGAUCCAUCAAAAGUUGAUAUUACAGUCUUUAACGACACACUACCGUCAUAUUCACACCCUAGGACUUCAGAUGAAGACCGCAAAGCCCUUGUUGAUCGACUGAAACCAUUUGCCGUUCUGUCAACGCUACGCGAACGCACCGCGUUUCCGGGUGAGCUACUGCGUCAAUUACCCAAUCUGAAGAUAGUAUUUGCGACUGGUGGUAAGUUUGAGUCCUGGGACUUGAGCACUAUGCAAGAGCUGGGAAUAAGCGUUUACGUCGCGCCCGGCAAAGGGAGGACGGACGGCAAGGGCAGCGUUAAGUCACCACGAUCGCUGCCCAUCAAGCAAGGAGGUGGGCAUCCUACUACGCAACACGUUUGGGCACUCAUCCUCGGACUUGCACGUAACAUUGCUGCCGAUGACGCAGUUGUAAAGGGAAAAGGCGGGCCUGCGGGCUGGCAGACGGAACUGGCGGUCGGCCUACAAGGCAAAACUCUCGGACUCGUUGGGCUGGGUAGAAUCGGCGCUCACGUCGCUAGAGUGGGUGUUCUCGCCUUUGGAAUGCGCAUCAUUUGCUGGAGUGCGAACUUGACACAAGACAAAGCCGAUGCAAUGGCGCAGGAAUACGGGUUACCAACAACAGGCGCAGGCAUGCUUGCCGAGGAUGAAAAGACCUUUCAAGUAGUCAGCAAGGAAGAGCUGUUCCAAACAGCAGACAUAGUAUCACUCCACUACGUACUCAGCGACCGCUCAAGAGGUAUCGUAGCUGCGCACGAACUAGCGUCUAUGAAAUCUACUGCCUUCCUAGUCAAUACAUCCCGGGCACCCCUUAUCGACGAAGCUGCAUUGCUGGAUACAUUGCGGAAUGGACGGAUUCGCGGUGCGGCCCUCGAUGUAUUCGAUAUCGAGCCACUCCCAGUGGACAGUCCUUGGCGUAAUGAGAAUUGGGAUAGAAAGGGGAAGAGCAGGGUUCUUUUGACGCCACAUAUGGGCUAUGUCGAAGAAGGAACGUUGGCGGUGUGGUACGAAGAGACGGCAGAGAACUUGGAGAGGUUGAUUGACGGAAGCGAAUUGUUACAUCGGCUCAUCUGA
Messenger RNA from Bipolaris zeicola 26-R-13, 1152 nucleotides. RefSeq lists its product as uncharacterized. The record is from RefSeq and is a predicted model, not a curated record. The transcript has a single exon. Lineage: Eukaryota; Fungi; Ascomycota; Dothideomycetes; Pleosporales; Pleosporaceae. Bases 1 to 1152 code for a protein of 383 amino acids. Gene Ontology annotation, molecular function: oxidoreductase activity, acting on the CH-OH group of donors, NAD or NADP as acceptor; NAD binding.